Lucilia cuprina (Australian sheep blowfly) is the source of this 1768-nucleotide messenger RNA. RefSeq lists its product as uncharacterized. The record is from RefSeq and is a predicted model, not a curated record. NCBI's taxonomy places the organism in Eukaryota, Metazoa, Arthropoda, Insecta, Diptera, Calliphoridae. The coding region runs from base 150 to 791 and encodes 213 amino acids. The transcript is spliced from 2 exons.
AAAGGUCCAAGCGAAACCGCUCACAGGUUGAGGAUGGUAAAUCGCCAAAAAGGAGGAAGGUAAUAGAAGGCAAAACCACUCCGGGACCUGUAGCCAUCACGACAACUGCCAGAAGACCAUUUAACGAAGUGGUGAAGGACCACCUCCUAAUGGCUCUGGUUACUGAAAAAGAUGGGGCCAUCAACCCUGUAGUAACAGAAUGGGGUACCAUUGAGUCUAAAUUAACUGAGCUCGUUAUGGAACACUUGCUCACUAACAAAGACGACAAGGUACCCCGUUUUGACUCCAGUGAGAUUCACCGGGGAUACAGGGUGAUCAAAUGCCUGGACGAAUUCUCAAAGGGGUUCCUCAACAAAUGCAUCACUAAGAUUAGAGAUGCAUGGGUAGGUUUAAGCCUUAAACUAAUCCCUGCUGAGGAAAUUCCAAUGAGACCUCGUGCAAGAGUUUGGUUACCAAAGAUGAGCGCCGAAGCACCCAAGAUGUUGGAAUGCCUCAAACGGCAGAAUCCCAACAUACACAUGAAUGACUGGGCUAUCAUCCGCACAGAACAAGGCGAAGGGCACACAUGUCUAAUUCUCGCCAUCACAGAAGCUGGCUCCGUUGAGCUGGAGAAGGUGGGCUUUAGGCUGUUCUUUGGGGUGAGGGGCGCCAAAGUAAAGGUGUUCCGGCCGACAAAAUCGGGGAGUGAAGAGACGGAUGAGAUGGAAGCUGCCAACUCUCUGCUCACUGGCAUGAAACUCUCCGAGCCACCUAUUAAACCUGACAAUGGCACUAAAGAUAGUGCAAAUUAAUCUGAAGCACUCAAAGUGUGCUUCAGACAAUCUACGGGUUCUCCUAGCCGAGGAAAACCUGGACAUUUGCCUGGUUCAAGAACCCUGGGUCACGGACUCAGAAGUUAAAGGGUUCCCAGCAUCUACAUACAACAUACUAUAUGCAAGAAGUAAUGCUUAGCUCAGAAGACCUAACAGUCGCAAAGGUCGAGCUACCGCACAACAGAAGCUUCAUGAUUGCCUCAAGCUAUAUGGCACACGAGAAGACAGCACCACCAGACGAAGUGAGCGAUCUCCUGGCCGUAAUUGAGACAUCUGACGACAUAAUCCUAGGCUGUGAUGCCAAUGCAAGGCAUACAAUCUGGGGUAGCAGCGAAACUAAUGAAAGGGGUGAGUCAAUCUUCAAUUUCAUUAAUACUAACAACCUAAACAUAUGUAACUCUGGCAACAAACCUACUUUCAUUUUUCCAAGUACGGAUAAUUAUAAUGGGUGGGAGGAAGUACUGGACAUUACACUCAUUAGCGACAGAUCUAAAAUAUCAGUUGAUAGGUGGAGGGUAUCCAAUGAAAAAUCUUUUUCAGAUCACAAUUGGAUCCUCUUCGAUAUUAUAUUACAAAACUCGACGGAAAAAAUGGUCUAUAGGAACCCAAGAAGAACCGAUUGGUUCAAAUAUAAAGGGAUCCUUAGACAUAAGCUCAAGAAAACUCCAGUGGUUGAUGAUUCAAUCACUGGGCUUGAAAAGAUAGAAGAACACUUUAGCAAAGUCUUAGGUAAGGCUUUCGAAGUCUCCUGUCCAAUCACAAAGGCAAAGAAAAGCUUCCCUCCAUGGUGGAAUUCGGAACUAUCUAAGCUACGUAAGGAAACACGUAGGGCCUUUAACACAUGCUACAACAAUAAAUCGUGGCAGCCAUACCGCGACAAACUAAAAGUUUAUAAGAAAGCUAUAGCACUCGCAAAAAGAACCUCAUGGAGAAGUUUCUGCGAAUCUAUAGAUAAC